Messenger RNA from Dufourea novaeangliae, 1077 nucleotides. Its product is annotated as dual specificity protein phosphatase 15. The transcript has 7 exons. The coding region runs from base 25 to 1077 and encodes 350 amino acids. Gene Ontology annotation, molecular function: protein tyrosine/serine/threonine phosphatase activity. The record is from RefSeq and is a predicted model, not a curated record. Gene Ontology annotation, cellular component: cytosol. Lineage: Eukaryota; Metazoa; Arthropoda; Insecta; Hymenoptera; Halictidae. Gene Ontology annotation, biological process: protein dephosphorylation.
AUUGCCUAUAGCUGAGCUGGCGCCAUGGGGAAUGGUAUGAAUAAGGUCCUACCCGGCCUGUACGUUGGGAAUUACCACGAUAGCAAGGACCCCGUCCAAUUGGAACGCUUCGAGAUCACCCAUAUCCUAGCGAUCCACGAUACCGCCCGUCGACUGCACUCGGACAAGCAUUAUUUGUGUAUAUUGGCGGCGGACAGUCCGGAUCAGAAUUUGACACAAUACUUUUCCGUGUGCAAUGACUUUAUUCACUCCGCCCGUUUAAGGGGUGGAAACGUCCUUAUACACUGCUUAGCCGGUAUGUCGAGAAGCGUCACAGUAGCAGUAGCCUAUAUCAUGAGUACCACCAAUCUGUCAUGGAAAGAGGCACUCAAAGUUGUCAGAGUGAGUCGUUCCAUUGCCAAUCCAAACGUCGGGUUCCAGCAACAGCUUAAGGAUUUCGAAUCCAGCCGACUUCACGAGGAACGACGCAGGUUGAAGGAACGGUUUCCAAGUCUGGCGCUCGCCGAGGCUGACGCAGAAGUGUGCCGUACCACUUUAAGAAAUUACGAAACCAUGGCACUGGCGCGGGAAGUGUGCGAAGGGAAAUGUGCCAUGGGCCGUCCUUGUCCGACUGGACUUUGCAGGCAGCCUUCCAAAAGGAGUCCAAGAAGAAAACAAUCCACGGGAAGCACCAGCAGUUUGACGACAGGAAGAACACCGCCGCAAACACCGAGAAUGCUACCAUCCGCGCCCCCAUCGCCAGCCAUGCACAGAUCGAGUAGCGUGAUGUCUGCGACUAGCAGACCAAGAAGCGGCCCUGCUGGGUUACAUUAUUAUACCGGUUCUGCACCCCCAUCCAGGGCAGUGUCAAGGGUGGAUCUGUCCGGAUCAGUGGCCUGCAGCAGUAGCAGUACGAGUCUACAAUCGGUGGGCAGAUCGGGCAUUUCCAGCAGCAACUGGCGGCUGACCGCCGGAUCAGCGCCAACAACGCCCCGGCCAACGCCGCCUGUCUCGCCUCAACGAUGGCCGAGGCGUGCGUCCAGCCGGCAGACACCCCAAUUGCCGAUUUCCCCAGAAACAUCGUCCUCGACCACGUAG